AUGGCUCUUAAGAAAUCAGCUUUGAUUCUUCCACUAGUAAUAUUAAUGCUAGUGGUGAGUUCUGAAGCUGGAGGAAUUGCUAUCUAUUGGGGACAGAAUGGAAAUGAAGGGACAUUGGCUCAAGCUUGUGCCACUAGAAACUAUCAAUUUGUGAUCUUAGCAUUCCUGUCAACAUUUGGCAAUGGACAGACACCAAUUAUCAAUCUAGCCGGACACUGUGAUCCGUACAGUAACGGAUGCACCGGAUUGAGCUCUGAUGUCCGGUUGUGUCAAGCCAAAGGAAUCAAACUCUGGAACAACUUCUUGGGCGGACAAUCCUCGUCUCGUCCUCUAGGUGAAGCUGUUUUGGACGGAAUCAACUUUGAUAUUGAAGGUGGGACCUCUCAACACUGGGAUGAACUUGCGAGGUACCUUUCUCGGUACAGCACGCAGGAUGAGAACUUAACAGCAGGCAGCAGCUCCCCAAUGCCCAUUCCCCGAUGCAUGGAUGGGAGGUGCCUUGAAAACAGGCCUUUUCGACUAUGUCUGGGUUCAAUUUUAGAACAACCCUCCUUAUCAAUACUCUUUGGGGAACUCUGCAAACAUCGAAAAUGCGUGGAAACAAUGGACUCAUCUAUUCCUGCUACGAAGAUUUUCCUAGGACUACCAGCAGCACCAGGUGCAGCUGGGAGUGGCUUCGUUCCUGCAAAUGUUCUGAUUUCAAAAGUUCUUCCAACUCUCAAAGGUUCUAACAAGUAUGGAGGUGUUAUGCUCUGGUCCAAAUACUAUGAUGAUCAAACUGGCUAUAGUUCUUCCAUUAAAACCCAUGUCUAA
Messenger RNA from Fraxinus pennsylvanica, 813 nucleotides. The record is from the annotation of a GenBank genome assembly. Lineage: Eukaryota; Viridiplantae; Streptophyta; Magnoliopsida; Lamiales; Oleaceae.